UUCCGUUCGUAACGGUCGCACAAUACCUUUAUCGUCCUUUACCGUAGCAGGCACCCGUGUAUUGUAAAUCGCGCGCUCUUCUUCGUGCGGCUUUUCUGUUUUUAUUAUGCUCCCUCUCUCGCCUCUUCGUACCAGUAAGUGAGCGAGUGUUGGUCAGUGCCUGACUGGAAUUACAUUACAACGCGAAGUCGCGGCGGCACGGUCAGUGUUUUGGGUUUGAUCGUUUGUGUGUGUUGAGGUGGUUUAAAUAUUUCCCUUUUUUGAAGUUUUCGUAUUGGUGAGCUGGAGCAGUUGAGGCGAGUUGAUUCAGUUCGAAUCGAGGUGCCGUCGUCGUCGUUCGUCGUGGAGAGCAACGCUUGCAACGCGUUCUCAAAUUAAGUGGCUAAUUGUUUACAACUGCCGAGUGAUUCAGCGAUGACCGGAGAGGUCAAAGUGUGGUGAUCCGCCAAUAGGCUAGUGAAGUGACCACGGGAGCAGUGCACAAGUUGGAUUAAUUGGGGAGGUGACCCGAAAGUGAGAAAAAAAGGGAGGUUCCCGCAGUGAAGCGUGGACUGGUUGGGCCCCACGACCCCGGACCGGAGACCCGCACCAAUACAGACAGACCCCAAAAUUGGCCCCGUGCCGGUAACGGCAGCAGCAUGGCAGCACGCAGACGGCAUCCGACGAUCGCGUCGGGUGCGGUACUGCUGCUGAUCUGUCUCAGCGGUUCCACCUGGGGCCAACAACCGCAAGCGCAGCAGCAACCGCAGUCCAACAACCCAAACGAUGUGCCACGAUACAACCCGCUGGACCCGUUCAACCGGGCUCGACCAUCGUACCAACCGGGGAACUCGCCGCCCGCGGGUAGCGAUCCUCGCAACCCCAACUACAACAACCGGGACUACUACGGUCCCGGUGGCACGAGCCAGCUGGACUCGAACAGCAUCGACAACCGGUUCGACCCGAGCCGCGAUCGCGAUGGACCGACCCAGUCGAGCACUCCGCGCGACCUUAGCUUCGGGCGGUUCUCGACGACGCCGCGCAGUCGGUUCAACUACUCGCCGGGCAGUAGCAGCCGGAGUUCGUUCCUGGACCUGUUCAACAACAACGCCCUGGUCAAGGAGAUUUCGUACUUUGUGGUGGCUUCGCGCAUGGUCCGACCUGGGCAGAUCUACAAGGUGUCGGUGAAUCUGGUCGAAUCGCAGCAUCCGAUGGCGGUGCGGGCCAGUAUUUCGCGCGAUGGUGUGGAGUUGAGCAACGAGCUGAAGUCGAUUCAGGUGGGCGUGCCGGAGACGCUGCUGAUGCGGAUUCCGCCGACCAGUGUGAAAGGGGAGUACAAACUGCGGGUUGAGGGAUCGUACGAGAACACUUUCGGGGGGUACGUGUUUGUGAACGAAACGCGGCUGACGUUUUCGCAGCGAUCGAUGACGAUCUUCAUCCAGACGGACAAGCCGGUGUACAUGCAGGGUGAGAUGAUCCGUUUCAGGACGAUCCCGAUCACGACCGAGCUGAAGGGAUACGACGAUGCCGUCGAUGUUUACAUGCUGGAUCCGAACGAGCACAUCAUGCGGCGGUGGCUUUCUCGGCAGUCGAACUUGGGUUCGGUCAGCUUGGAGUACAAACUGUCCGAUCAACCGAUCUACGGCGAUUGGAAGAUCCGGGUGAUCGCGCAGGGUCAGGUCGAGGAGACGACCUUCUCCGUUGAGGAGUACUACCAGACUCGAUUCGAGGUGAACGUCACGAUGCCGGCGUUCUUCUUCCAAACCGAUCCGUACAUCCACGGUAAGAUCAUGGCCAAUUUCACCAACGGAACGCCGGUAAAGGGUAACCUUACGCUAAAAGCAACGAUCAGACCGAUUGGCUGGAUGAACCCGCAGGCGAUCAACCACAUGAACCGAGUUUGGAACACGGGAAAUCGGCGCGAGUACGACCCGAACGUGCCGUUCUAUCUACAAAAGACCGAUCCAAACCUGUACAACGCCCAGACGCAGUUCACAAGCCAACUAAAUCAAGACAACCAGCCGUACGACCAGCGAUACCCUUCAAACAACUACCAGGAUUCGUUCAUGAUCGAGCGACACUUCAACUUUGACGAAGAGUGGCCCUUCUGGGUGAAGAAACCGGUCGAUACGGACGCCCAGUGGGACUCGUGGACCAACACCUACCGGGACACGCUCCCCUACCUGCGCUACUUCAACGGAACGUACCACUUCCGGUUCCCGAUGUCGGAACUGUCCCAACUGUUCACCACCAACCUGGCCGGCAUGGAGGUACUCAUCACGGCCCGCGUCGGCGAACGCUUCUACGACGAGGUGAUCGAGGGCUACGCCAUGACGCGCAUCUUCAACAGCUCAAUCCGGAUCGCGUUCCUCGGCAACUCACCGCAAGUCUUCAAACCGUCGAUGCCGUUUACGGUGUACUUGAUCGCGGAGUACCACGACGGGUCGCCUCUGCCGAUCGAUCCGUUCUACCCGGGCCGGAUGGAGAUCUCCGGUACGAUCGACAGUCGUAGCGGUGGAGGUCGAAACACGUUCGAACCGAAGGAGCUGCAAAUGUCGGACAAGCCAGGGGUUUGGGAGCUGAAGGUCGAUCUGCGGAACGAUCUUAACCUGGAGAACACGAAGACCACCAAUGAGUUCCUGAACGAGAUCCAGUCGAUGCGACUUUCGGCUAGUUACAUCCACCCGUCGGGCGAACGCGCCACGGCGGAGCUGCUGAUGUUGUCGCACUUUUCGCCGAACAAUCACAACUUGAAGGUUUCGAGCAGCACCAAGGACGCCAAGGUGGGCGAGUACAUGAUCUUCCACGUGCAGAGCAACUUUUACAUCAAGGACUUCCACUACAUCGUCAUGUCGAAGGGAAUCGUGCUGGUUACGGGGCAGGAGAUCAUCAGCGGUGGAGUUCGCACGAUGUCGAUCACGCUGAGUGCCGAGAUGGCCCCGGCGGCGACGAUCGUGGUGUGGCACAUUGGACGGUACGGUCGGGUGAUCGCGGACAGUUUGACCUUCCCGGUGAACGGGAUCUCGCGGAAUAACUUUACCGUGUUUAUCAACAAUCGGAAGGCGCGGACGGGGGAGAAGGUUGAGGUGGCGAUUUAUGGCGAGCCGGGAUCGUACGUGGGGCUUUCCGGAAUUGACAAUGCGUUCUACACGAUGCAGGCGGGUAACGAGUUGAGCUACGCGAACGUGAUCACCAAGAUGGCGUCGUUUGAUGAGCAGACGAAUGGGACGUUCAAGCAGACGUGGAUCUCGCACGAGGGAGAUCCGGACGAGUUGGUGUACUACCCGAGUUCGACGUUCGGAAUUGAUGCGAAUCGGACGUUCGAGUUUGCUGGGUUGGUCGUGUUUACGGACGGAAUUGUUCCGAGACGACCGAUGACUUGCGAUCCUGCGUUGAACUAUACGGAGUGCUUGAACGGAAGGUGCUACCGAAGUGACAAGCGAUGCGACGGGUACUUUGACUGUGAGGAUGGGACGGAUGAGGCGGGUUGCGACGAUCGGAACAGCACCAUGUUGACGGAUUUCCGCAAGUAUCGGUUCAACAGGAUCCUGAGACACUACCAGAACGUGUGGCUGUGGAAGGACAUCAACAUCGGGCCGCAUGGAAGGUUCAUUUUCAAUUUGGAGGUGCCGCAGAUUCCGGCGCUGUGGAUCGUGUCCGCUUUCGGCGUAAGUUCCAGCCUCGGAUACGGAAUGAUCCGGAAACCGAUCGAGUACGUCGGUGUUCAGCCAUUCUUCAUCAACCUGGAGAUGCCGACGGUUUGUCGACAGGGCGAACAGGUCGGUAUUCGUGUGGCCGUGUUCAACUACCAAACGGUGGACAUUGAAGUCACCGUUGUGCUGCACAGCUCUCCGGACUAUCAGUUCAUCCACGUGGAAGAAGACGGCAUCGUACGAUCGUACAACCCGAGGACGUCCUUUGGAGAGCAUCAAUUCUACAUCUACUUGAACGCGCAAGAUUCGUCCAACGUGUACUUGCCGAUCGUGCCAACCCGGUUAGGCGAGAUCGAGGUUACGAUCCACGCCUCAACACUUUUAGGAGCGCAUCAAAUCAGCCGCAAGAUCAACGUCGAACCGGACGGCCUCGUCCAGCACCGUCACCAAUCGAUCCUGCUUGAUUUGAGUAACCGUGCCGAGUUCCUGCAGUACAUGCACGUCAACGUGACGGAAACGCCGAUCAUCCCGUACGAGAUCGAUCGUUACUACGUAUUCGGAUCGAACAAGGCUCGUCUCUCAGUCGUGGGAGACGUCGUCGGUGCGAUCUUCCCCACAAUGCCGAUCAACGCCACUUCACUGCUCUCGCUUCCGAUGGACUCGGCCGAACAGAACAUGUUCAGCUUCGCCGCGAACUUCUACACGAUCCAGUACAUGCGUAACAUCAAGCAGCGUAACAAGCGGACGGAGAAGCUCGCCUUCCAGUACAUGAACAUUGGCUACCAGAAGCAGCUCAGCUACAUGAACGACGACGGAUCUUUUUCGCUGUUCCGCUCGGACUGGAACCAGUCGGACUCGUCCGUUUGGCUGACGGCGUACUGCGCGCGCAUCUUCACCGAGGCUUCGUUCUACGAGUACGAAAACUUCAUCUACAUCGACCCGGUGGUGAUCCAGAAGAACAUCCACUACAUCCUGCAGCAUCAGAAGGACGACGGAUCGUUUUGGGAGGUCACGUGGCUGCCCGAUCGCAAGGUCAACCAGUCGUCCAUCGACCCGAAGAACGAGAUCAUCCGAUCGAAGAACAUUACACUGACGGCACACGUGCUGAUCACGCUGUCCUCGGUUAAAGACAUCUCCGGGCGCCUCAGUUCGAGCGUAGUCCUGGCGGAGCAAAAGGCGUACAAGUUCAUCGAGCGCAACAUCGGACUGAUCAAGGACUUUGGCUCGCCGUACGAGAUCUCGAUCGUGAGUUACGCGCUGGCCAAGGCGAAGGCGCCGCAGGCGGAGCACGCCUUCAAGAUUCUCGCCAGCAGGAUGCGGAAUAUCGCCGAUCUCUCCUACUGGGGUAACGACGAGGUCCCGCAACCGCCGACCAAGCUGGAAAACCAGCGCUACUUCAGCCUGCCCCGUCUCCCCUACAAGUACGACUCGCUGAACAUCGAGACGACGGCGUACGCCCUGCUCACGUACGUGUCCCGCCAGGAAACGUUCAUCGUGGAACCGAUCGUGCGCUGGCUCAACUCGCAGCGUCUGACCGACGGCGGGUGGGCCUCCUCGCAGGACACCGGCAUCGUGAUGCUGGCGCUGGGCGAGUACAGCAAGAAGAAUCGCGUCGCGGACGUGACCAGCCUGUCGGUGACGAUCGACGCGACGUCACUGCCGGGUGAGUCCAAGGUGCUGCACAUUGGAAAUCGGAACCUGGCUGCCGCGCAGAGUUUGGAGAUUCCAAACGCGUGGGGUACGGUCCGCGUGCACGCCAAGGGUGUUGGUUAUGCGAUCCUCCAAAUGCACGUCGAGUACUCGGUCGAUUCGUACAAGUUCCAGACGAUGCCGCCGGUGAAGGCGUUCGAUCUGACCACGCGCACCAUCUUCCACGGCAGGAAUCAGUCGCACAUCAGUUACGUCGUGUGCCAGAGAUGGACCAACACGGACGAGUCGAUCCGGUCCGGCAUGGCCGUGCUGGACGUGGCCGUCCCCACCGGCUACAUGAUCCAGCAGCAGAAGCUCGACUCGUACAUCCUGAGCAAGCGGGUGCGCAACCUGCAGCGGGCGCGCUACCAGGAGCGCAAGGUGCUGUUCUACUUCGACUAUCUGGACAGCGACUUUGUCUGCGUGAACUUUACGCUGGAACGGUGGAUGCCAGUGGCCAACAUGUCCCGCUACCUGCCGAUCCGGGUGUACGAUUACUACGCUCCUGAACGCUUCAACGAGACGCUGUUCGACUCGCUGCAGACGUACCUGCUGAACAUCUGCGAGGUGUGCGGCAGCUCGCAGUGUCCGUACUGUUCGAUCUACAACGCCGCGAUCCGGAACCCGGUGUCGGUGGUGCUGCUGGUCGCGGCCAGCGUGCUCAUCGUGGCGCGUCACUACCGAAUAGUGAAUCCCAACAGUUGGAUCUUCUGGAACGAUUAAGGGGGGGAGGGGGAACGAUUUGCAUGCGAACUUUGCAUGAGCUUGAAGAACGAGAAUCCUGCCACCUGUUUUUUGCGUCUUGCUGCGCAGCCAGACGAGUGUAAAUAAUUUGCAAUUACGACAAAACCAUGAAAGCUUUUCUGCUAGGAAUGAAGAGAGUAGGGGAAGCUAGAAUAGACGAUGUUCUGACAUUUUAAUUCCUCUUCAAGACUUUUCGAACGAUCGAUCUAAACAAUUCCAUCCACGGCAUUUACUUUCACUGAAAAAAAAACAGCAAUAUUUUACAGAGCAGAAAUUUAAAAGAACGUCGCAAAAAUUCUACGUUUUAUCAGUAAAAGACAGAAACUAUGAAGUAAUAGUUAUUGUUUUAUUUUUAAAGUAUUUUUUUGUAGUUAGCGAUAACGUGAAUUGUAUUUGUUUUUUUCUCCUUAAGUUCUUAGCUGUAAUCUCACGCAACAGAAAUCUCCAGGCCGUCCAAAUUAUCUGGUCAAUAAUUCUCUGUAUUUUUUUAUACUUUAAGCACCCACAACUUAGUUUUAGAACUCAAACCGCUAACGAAUCCCAUCCAUUGAAGUAACUUAAGCGCGCGAAACGAAUUGUAGGCGAAGAAGAAGAAGAAGCAAUCUCUGUUUAGUUGACAACUUUCCAGCUAGUAGUGAAGAAUAACCGCUUACAAGAAUCGUACUUUAGACUUUAAAAAAAUAUGGCAAAACCUCAAUGAUACAAACAGUCAGGUGCCUUAACAAUCACACGAAAAGAAAGAGAUAGCGAAACAACCUCAGCGAAGUAAAAACGUGCGCCAUUAAAUGAAAUAUAUCAUAGAAAAAAAAGUUAUAUCAGCGUAGU
Molecule: messenger RNA, 6890 nt
Organism: Culex pipiens pallens (northern house mosquito)
Lineage: Eukaryota; Metazoa; Arthropoda; Insecta; Diptera; Culicidae
Gene: Mcr
Product: CD109 antigen
Exons: 8
Coding region: 639-6044 (1801 amino acids)
Cellular component (GO): extracellular region
Molecular function (GO): protein binding; endopeptidase inhibitor activity
Source: RefSeq, a predicted model, not a curated record